ACAGACUUGUCGCAGGGAAAUGACGUCACGCAACAAUGGCGUCAUGGCGGCUCUGCAAUCCAAAUGUGCGAGCUUUCUCUUUCCUAGCAUUUUCUGUGUUGUUCCACUCCUCUGAAUGCAUACAUUUGAAGCCACCCAACAGGAAGUGAUGCCUCAGAUUGGCGAUCCGAAGAUGGCGUUUGCCCACCUGCGCCCAGCGUGUGUCCUGCUGAGCCGCCAGCCCACGCUCCACAAUGUGGAGACCUUGAGCGGCCAGCUGAGAGAGGUGGAGCACGCCACCUUGCAGCAGCUCCAAGACUACGUCCUCUUCCCGCUGCGCCUGGUGCUGAAGGGCGGUGGCGGGGCCAAGAAGGAGAAGGUGGUGCAAGCUGUGGUGGAAACUAUGACCCAGGUGCUGGAGAAGACUUGUGUCCAGAGCUGGGAGACACUGCGCCAGCUUUUCUCAGAGCUUUGUCUCUGCCUGUGUUCUCCAUGCGACCCCGGGAAGCCUGCAGAUACGUCGGAGGAGCUGAAGCUCGCCGUGCUGCGAUGCCUGGACGCUCUGCUACACGCGGCCUACGGCGACAUUGUCUUCAAACUCUUCCAGGCGGCCAUGCUGCCCGGCUUGGGGGCCGCCGUGUCAUUGCUGCUGGCAGUGGCUGAGAAGGACACCUGCCGAGACGUCCGGGCGGCGGCCUUGAAGAGCCUCCAGGCGCUGACCAUGCAGUGCGACUGCAGUCAGGAUCACGUAGUGCCUUGCUCAGAGGAGAGGGAAGCGCUGGGCGCCAGCUUUGCCUCCUUCUUACCUGGAAUCGCUAGCAGCGUCGCCAGGAUGGUCACAGGAGACGUGAGGCAAGGCCAUGCCGUGACCGUAAGGGCCAUCAAGGUUUGGUCCAGGACUGUCAGUCUGGUCAUGGAAGACGCUCAGCUUCAGUCCAUCGAGCCUCAGAAGUCCUCCCGGGCACACCUGAGCAAGCUGGAGCAGCUGAUGGUCCAUCGCACGCAAGACUGGGUGAAGAAGACCUCGGGGAGGCUGUGCGUGCUCCUGAAGAAGAUCAUCUCCAGCACGGUGGCCCAUCAGCACUGGAGGGUUCGUCUGGAGGUGCUGGAGCUGGCGGACCACCUGCUGGAGAGGUGUGGUGGGUCUCUGGGCCAAUGUGUGGGUCUGCUGCUGGAGGUGCUGGUGGGGGCCGUCAAUGAUGUGGAUCCCAGAGUCCGAGAGAGGUGUGAGCUUGCUCUGAGAGCGGCUUCUCAGACAAUUCAGACGUCUUCCAAGGCCAAGGAUAGUGAAAGUAAAAGCAGCUUCACCGACGUCCUAUCGGAGAACCUGCACUCUCUGGCCUCGUCCUUGCCCAGGCUGAUGCGCACCUGUGAUGACCAGAAGAAGCUCUUUGUCCUCAACGUCCUCCUGGGUUAUCUCAAGCUGCUGGGACCGCUGGUGUCUGUGGUCCUCAACUCAGCCGUGCAUCUUCACAGGAUCUCCAAAGCCCUCAUGCAGGUGCUGGAUUUGGACGUGACGGACGUUCGUAUUGUAGAAGAACGAGGUCACGGUGCCCUGAUAGGAACAGGCUCCGGUUCUCUGCACUGCGUUGACGUCCGAAGGAAGCGUUUCCUCUUCUUCACCGAUGACGCCAUCUUCUCCGUGCUCACAGAAAUCUGUCAGACCUUAGGUUUCUAUGGCAACAUUUAUUUGCUGACUGACCACUUUUUGGACCUGUAUCGCCAGUCCUCGGUGUACAGGAAGCAGGCCGCCAUUGUUCUAAACCAGAUCAUCCGAGGUGCUGCAGAGGAAAGGUCUUCUGCUUCCCAAGAAGACCUUAAAGCUUCUGUCAUGUUGGUCCUGGAAGAAUACAUCAGCCUGAACAACUGGCAUGUGAACAUGGUCGCCGAGGACUCUGGCAGCCAUGGACAGGACCAGAAGGUGAAGAACAACUGGCAUGUGAACAUGGUCGCCGAGGACUCUUGCAGCCAUGGACAGGACCAGAAGGUGAAGAACAACUGGCAUGUGAACAUGGUCGCCAAGGACUCUGGCAGCCAUGGACAGGACCAGAAGCUCCUGAUGUUCUCCAUGACCCACACUCCUCAGCCUUCCUCCUCCUCCAUGGCCACCCUGCGCCAGCUCAACAGCAACAUCUGGCAGGUGUGCAUCCAGCUGGAGGGCGUGGCAUGCUUGGCUCAGGCCCUCGGGCGGGACUUCCGUCCCCUGCUGAUGACAUCACUGUACCCUGUGCUGGAGAAAGCAGGGGAGGAGACGCUCCUCAUCGGCCAAGCGGCGCUCAACGCCAUGUGGGCCAUCAGCGAGGCCUGCGGGUACUCGUCUCUCAAGGACAUGAUCGCUGAAAACUCCGACUACCUGCUUAACGACAUCUCCCUCAACCUGCAGAGGCUCGGCCAGCAUCCACAGGCUCCAGGUGUGCUGACGGUGAUGUUGAGACACAGUGAGUGCUCUCAGCUGCCUCUAAUGGCAGACCUGCUCCAUGACGUGUUGAUGGCCCUGGACCUCAACUAUCAACACAUGGCUGCUACCUUCUGUUCUGUACUCUACUCUCUGAUGACAUCACUAGCAAAGUGGUUUCCCUCCAGUUGCAACAGGACCAAAAAGUCUUGUAGAAGCCAGCAGAUCUCUGCUGACCAGGACGUUUUUGAUGUCCGCCACUUCCUGCUGGACUACCGCAAGCAGAAAGAUCUGGCAGAGGGCCUUGGAAUGAGGCAAGAUGACCUUGAUGGUAUGGCUGGAAUGCGGCAAGAUGACCUUGAUGAGGAGAACUAUGAUGGCGGUGGUCCCGAGGAGAAAGCGGACCUUCCCUUGGCCCCUCCCCCCGCAGAGGACGAUGAUGACUAUGAUGGUGGUAGUCCCGAGGAGAAAGCGGACCUUCCCUUGCACCUGAGCAUGAGCAAAGAAGUGAUGGAGCGAUGUAUUCACCUGCUGUCUGACUCCAGUCUGCAGCUACGACUCAAGGUACUGGAUGUACUGCAGCUGUGUAUUAGUGUACUUGCUGAGAGGGAAGAUGACUUGUUGCCCCUGGCCCAUCGCUGCUGGCCCCCCCUUUUGCAGAGACUGACCGCUGAUGACCCCCUAGUUGUCCUCCAAGCCUUUAGGGUGCUGUGUACCCUGGCUGCCAGCUGUGGAGACUUCCUGCGGAGCAGAGUGUCCAAGGAGCUUGUGCCAAAGCUGAGCUCCUGGUUGACCCAGCAGGCUGGCAUCAGUGCCCAGGCAACACCCGUCUACUGCCAGUCUCUGGCCUACAGGAUGCAGCUGCUGCUCCUGGAGGGUCUGGGCUCCCUGUGCCAGAGCUUAGACCUGGAUGAAGCAGACUUGCAUGCAGUGAGUGAAGCGUGUCUUCCCUACCUGAGCUGCAGACAACCUGUCAGACUGCAACAGGCGUGUUUGAGAUGUUUCCAGAAGAUGAUCCAAGUGGAUCCAGACACUUUGUGGCUGACCCUCACUGAGCUGCACUGCUACCUCCCACACCCCCCACACCCCCACCUGCACCCCCUGCAGCUGAGGGGGAUGGGCAGACCGAGAGACGAGUACUCGGACAAUGUCCUGCACCUGCUGAGGGAGAACUUUGACCACUGAUGUGAAGAAGAGCUUGGACACAACACGUUUAUAUAUGUCAGAAAUGAUGGAACAACAUUUUUACCCACCGGAAUAAAAUGUU
Molecule: messenger RNA, 3641 nt
Organism: Nerophis lumbriciformis (worm pipefish)
Lineage: Eukaryota; Metazoa; Chordata; Actinopteri; Syngnathiformes; Syngnathidae
Gene: tti1
Product: TELO2 interacting protein 1
Cellular component (GO): cytoplasm
Source: RefSeq, a predicted model, not a curated record